This is a messenger RNA of Sciurus carolinensis (gray squirrel), 5679 nucleotides long. RefSeq names its product pleckstrin homology domain containing A7 (gene Plekha7). Gene Ontology annotation, molecular function: protein binding. Gene Ontology annotation, cellular component: zonula adherens; pore complex. The record is from RefSeq and is a predicted model, not a curated record. NCBI's taxonomy places the organism in Eukaryota, Metazoa, Chordata, Mammalia, Rodentia, Sciuridae. The transcript has 30 exons. The coding region runs from base 48 to 4268 and encodes 1406 amino acids. Gene Ontology annotation, biological process: zonula adherens maintenance; pore complex assembly; cell-cell adhesion mediated by cadherin.
GGGGCAGGCAUAGGUCGCGCGUCGGCGCAACGAGGAGCCCGCGCCGCAUGGAGGGCCGGGGUGCGCCCCGGGGCCCCGCGCAGGCCGAGCUCGCGGGCCCGCCGCCCGCGCCGCCCCCGCCCCCUCCCCCCCUCCCCGGGGCGGCCGCGGCGGCUCCGAGCUCGGCGAACAUGGCGGCGGCGGCGGUCGGGCGGGACACUUUACCUGAGCACUGGUCCUACGGCGUGUGCCGGGACGGCCGCGUCUUCUUCAUUAAUGACCAGCUCCGUUGCACGACCUGGCUGCACCCGCGCACUGGCGAGCCAGUCAACUCCGGCCACAUGAUCCGCUCAGACCUGCCCCGCGGCUGGGAGGAGGGCUUCACGGAGGAGGGCGCCAGCUACUUCAUCGACCAUAAUCAGCAUACCACAGCAUUCAGGCAUCCUGUGACCGGGCAGUUUUCUCCAGAAAAUAGUGAAUUCAUUCUUCAAGAAGAGCCAAACCCACAUAUGUCAAAGCAAGAGAGAAACCAAAGACCGUCCAGCAUGGUCAGUGAAACGUCAACAGCUGGGACCACAUCUACCCUGGAGGCCAAGCCUGGACCGAAGAUCAUUAAGUCCAGCAAUAAAGUCCACAGCUUUGGGAAGAGGGAUCAGGCCAUUCGAAGGAACCCCAAUGUUCCAGUGGUGGUGAGGGGCUGGCUGCACAAGCAGGACAGUUCUGGGAUGAGACUGUGGAAAAGGAGGUGGUUUGUGCUUGCUGAUUAUUGCUUGUUUUACUAUAAAGACAGCCGAGAAGAAGUGGUCCUUGGGAGCAUUCCUCUACCCAGCUACGUGAUCUCACCUGUGGCCCCUGAGGAUCGCAUAAGUCGCAAGUACUCCUUUAAGGCUGUGCACACGGGGAUGCGAGCACUUAUCUACAACAGCUCUACGGUGGGCUCUCAGGCUGAGCACUCGGGCAUGAGGACCUACUACUUCAGUGCUGACACCCAAGAGGACAUGAAUGCCUGGAUCAGAGCCAUGAACCAGGCUGCACAGGUGCUAUCUCGAUCAUCACUGAAGAGGGAUACGGAGAAGGUGGAGCGACAGGCAGUGCCCCAAGCCAAUCACACAGAGCUGUGUCGAGAGUGUGGCAGUGUUGGACCCGGACACUCAAGAGAUUGUCCUUAUCGUGUUCAUGAUGACUCCUUCGGCUUCGAGAGGCGGGAGCAGGAGGAAGAGCGGUACCGUUCCCAGAAGGACCCACUGGAGGGCAAGAGGGACAGGAGCAAGUCCAGGUCCCCAUAUUCACCAGCAGAGGAAGAUGCCUUAUUUGUGGAUUUACCUAGUGGUCCGAGAGGCCAGCAGGCACAGCCCCAACGGGCAGAGAAGAAUGGCGUGCUCCCAAUCUCCUACACCCCAGGAGAGCAGAAUGGGACUGGCGGGUACCAGCGGGCCUUUCCUCCGAGAGCCAACCCAGAGAAGCACAGCCAGCGGAAGAGCAGCCUGGCUCAGGCAGAGCCCUGGGCAAAGACCCAGAAGGGAGAUGGCAGGAGCCUUCCCUUAGACCAGACGCUUCCUCGACAGGGUCCUAGCCAGCCCUUGUCCUUCCCAGAAAACUACCAGACUCUGCCCAAGAGUGGCCGACACCCCUCAGGGGGCUCUUCACCCCCUCCCCGGAACCUGCCGAGUGACUACAAAUAUGCACAGGAUCGAGCCAGUCACCUGAAGAUGUCGAGUGAGGAGCGUCGGGCACACCGGGAUGGGACGGUGUGGCAGCUGUAUGAGUGGCAGCAGCGCCAGCAGUUCCGGCAUGGCAGCCCCACAGCACCCAUCUGUGCUGGCUCCCUGGAGUUCUCUGACCAGGGCCGGAGCAGGAGCAUGCUGGAGGUGCCCCGCUCCAUCUCUGUGCCCCCAUCUCCCUCUGAUAUCCCUCCCCCUGGGCCUCCAAGGGUCUUCCCACCUCGGCGACCACACACACCAGCAGAAAGGGUUACUGUGAAGCCACCGGACCAGAGGAGGAGUGUGGACAUCUCAGUGGGGGCUUCUCCCAAGAAGGCACGGGGCCACACCAUCAAGAACUCUUCUCACGUGGACCGGCGCUCCAUGCCCUCAAUGGGUUACAUGACCCAUACUGUCAGUGCUCCCAGUUUACAUGGAAAAUCGCUGGAGGAGCUCUCACUGCUUCUCACCAGGUUGCGGAGGCACCAGGCCAAGUUGGCCAGUGUGCGAGAUUUUGCUGUCGGCCAGUUACUGCAGCGCCACCUGACCUUUCCCACCUGCCAGGCUGACGAUACCUACCUCCAGCUGAAGAAAGACUUGGAGUACCUGGAUCUAAAGAUUAAAAAUAAUGAACCUUUGAUCAACGUGCUUUACAAAGUGCUGAAGAAGUCAGCACGGGGCUGUCGGCCCAGGAGAAGCAUGACAGGCCGGGACCUUCUCAAGGAUCGAAGUCUGAAACCUAUGAAGAUUGCGGAGAGUGACAUUGAUGUCAAAUUGAGCGUCUUCUGCGAACAAGACAGGAUCCUCCAGGACCUGGAAGACAAGAUACGAGCCCUCAAGGAGAACAAAGACCAGCUAGAAUCUGUGCUAGAGGUUUUGCACAGACAGAUGGAGCAGUACCAAGACCAGCCCCAGCACCUGGAGAAGAUUGCCUACCAGCAGAGGCUGCUGCAGGAGGACCUUGUCCACAUCCGAGCUGAACUGUCCAGAGAGUCCACUGAGAUGGAAAAUGCCUGGAAUGAGUACCUGAAGUUGGAAAGGGAUGUGGCACAGCUGAAGCAGACUCUUCAGGAGCAACACAGAAGAGCUUUUUUUUUCCAGGAGAAAUCACAGAUACAGAAGGAUCUGUGGAGGAUCGAAGAUGUCCUUGCAGGCCUGAGUGCAAAUAAAGAGAACUAUAGAAUCCUGGUGGAAUCGGUCAAAAAUCCAGAGAGGAAAACCGUGCCAUUGUUCCCUCACUCGCCUGUGCCUUCACUCUCCGCCUCUGAGAGCAAGACACCCCUGAAGCCCAGCCCUCCCACCAGCCCUGUGCGGACCCCUUUGGAGGUUCGCCUUUUCCCACAGCUGCAGACCUAUGUGCCAUACCGACCUCACCCACCCCAACUGAGGAAAGUGACAUCCCCGCUUCAGUCACCAACUAAGACAAAGCCCAAAGUGCAGGAAGAGGAGGCACCUCCAAGGCCUCCGCUCCCUGAACUAUACAGCCCAGAAGAUCAGCCUCCAGCCGUGCCACCUCUGCCAAGAGAGGCCACCAUCAUUCGACACACUUCUGUGCGGGGCCUUAAGCGGCAGUCGGAUGAAAGGAAGCGAGACCGGGAGUUGGGGCAGUGUGUGAAUGGGGACUCACGGGUGGAGCUCCGUUCAUAUGUCAGUGAGCCUGAGCUGGCCACCCUCAGUGGGGACGUGACUCAGCCAUCCCUGGGACUCGAGGGCCCUGAGAGUAGGUACCAGACACUGCCGGGCAGAGGGCUCUCAGGAUCCACGUCGAGGCUCCAGCAGUCAUCCACCAUUGCUCCCUAUGUCACACUCCGGAGGGGUCUAAAUCCCGAAAAUAGCAAGGUGACUUUUCCUAGACCCAAGAGUGCCUUGGAACGCCUGUACUCAGGGGACCACCAGCGAGGCAAGAUGAGUGCAGAGGAGCAGCUCGAGCGCAUGAAGCGGCACCAGAAGGCCCUGGUCCGGGAGCGCAAGAAGACACUGAGCCAAGGAGAGAGGACGGGCCUGCCCUCAUCCCGCUACCUCAGCCAGCCGCUCCCUGGAGAUCUUGGCUCAUGGAAGCGAGAGCAGGACUUUGACCUGCAGUUACUGGAACGAGCCAUGCAAGGGGAAAGAAAGGACAAGGAGGAGAAUGGCUGGUUGAAAGUGCAGGCCCUGCCUGUCACAGAGUUGGACCUGGAGCCUCAAGACUAUGACUUGGACAUCAGCAGAGAGCUAUCCAAACCAGAGAAGGUCUCCAUCCCUGAGCGCUACGUGGAGCUGGAUCCCGAAGAGCCACCCAGCCUUGAGGAGUUGCAGGCGCGGUAUCGAAAAGCUGAGAAGAUUCGCAAUAUCCUCGCCCGGUCAAGCAUGUGCAACCUGCAGCCAACAUCAGGCCAGGACCGCAACAGCCUGGCCGACCUGGAUUCGCAGCUGCAAGAGCAGGAGCGCAUCAUCAACAUCUCCUAUGCCCUUGCCUCUGAGGCCUCCCAGCGCAGCAAGCAGGUGGCAGCGCAGCAGCUGGCCCUCCUCCCGCCUAAAGCCCCCCUGUCCUCCAGGACGGUGCCACCUUACUCCCCCUUAAGCAACGGACUCCACUACACCUUUGUCUAACACCUUCCAACCCAGGCAGUGACAGACCCGUGACCCACUGUGCAGAGAAGCCUUGAGCCAGGGACCCAAUGGAAUCAGCUUUCUCCCAGGAGAUCGGCUUUUCUGCCCCCAAGGAAACCCCUUCAAGCUGAGCAGGGGUUCUGGCUGGAAGAAGGAGCAGUCCACCAACCAUGGGAGAUCCCCAUGGUGCUCAGUCCUAACACACACCACUUACUUUUUCAACUCAGACUUGUUUUUACUUGCAACAAAAGCACUUUUGAUACACACUGUAAAAUACUGACACUGUAUUUUAGAAACAGAAUAUAUUUUAUAAUGUUCACUUCAAGGGCUGAGUGACUGGAAAGGUGAGAAUGUGGGAUUUUGUAGCUGCACAUAUAGAUUCAGAUCAUAAGUGUGGGUGGUGGGGAUAAGGGCAGGGCAAGAAGAGGCCAGUCCAACUGCUGAUGAACUCAGGGGAAAGUUGGAUUUGACAAUGUACUUACGAUGGAUUCCAGCAUUAAGUUUGUUGGCUGCUGAGAUGAGCCAUCCCUGAACUGACCUGACCUGACCUGAUCUGAUGACCAGCUCUGAGUGAAAUUCCACCAGGAUGCAGGUGGAACCAAGUCUAUGCCUUGGCCCUUGGUUUUGGUUUAGGGACAACAGUGUGAUUAAGAGCAUUGGCCUCUCCAACCUGCCUAGGAGGUUCCCUUAGCAAAGGGUUCUUCUCAGAAGAAAAGCAAUUUGCUUUAACUAAAAAAAAAAUACAUUUUGAGGUACAGAAAAGGUAAGAGGAAUCAACUUUUUUGUAUUGUAGCAAUAAGCUCCAUGCUAGGUGGCAUCGGCCUAAAAAUCCCUGACUGAAUGUUUCCCUCCAGGCAGGCUGUGUUAGGAACAUUGGCUGCCUGCCCUGGAGAGCCCCAGGUCAGCUGCUCUAGGACUGAGGCCUGGUGGCAACAGAACAAGCAAUGUGCUCUCCACCAUCCCUCAUGGGCCUAUCAUCAGCAGGGCCACCAUGGCAGGACUUGGACUUGACUUUCAGACCCAAAUGAGGAGGAGGCUACAAAGCCAGGCACAGUGUUUAUGAUCCUUUAUUUAAGUUGUAUCAUGAUAUUUUCUAUACAGAAAAUGAUGCUUAAAAGAAAAAAAACAGAAACAAAAACCUCCAUUGGGUGGAGCCACACUUUAAAUCAAAAUUUAUCUUUAUGCUCAGAAAAACAAAAAUCUUGAAUAUAUUUAGAAGUCGCUGUCUAUUUUUAACUAACUCCAUAUGCUGCCAGUAUCAACUUCAUGACAUUUGCCAAAAUAAAAUUUUAUUUUUGCCUUUAUAAGAUUUUGUUGAAAAAAAUGAAAUGACUAUUUUGCAAGAAGCAGUUAAUUUAAAUAAAGGUGUAAUGGUUUGCAAAAAAAAAUGUGAUGUACAGAUUAAAAUAUU